CAUUACUAUGCACCAAACAGUAACAAUAAUUCUUCCUUUUCAGUACCAACACAGAUAGUGCCUCAUGCCUAUGACUCAGCCUUUGCCUCUCUUCAAUUCCAAUAUCUAUGGCCUUUAGUCUUUGAAGGAUUUCCAGAAGAUAGACCUGCAAGUGCUUCUAAGAGCCAUAGCCAAGCAGAGAAAAGAAGAAGGGACAGAAUCAAUGCACAGCUUGCAACUCUUAGAAAACUGAUUCCUAAGUCUGAUAAAAUGGACAAGGCUGCAUUACUAGGGAGUGUAGUAGAUCAUGUGAAGGAUCUAAAGCGAAAAGCGAUGGAUGUGAGCAAAAGCAUCACAAUUCCAAGUGAAACUGAUGAAGUAACAAUAAUAUAG
Arachis duranensis is the source of this 372-nucleotide messenger RNA. Its product is annotated as transcription factor bHLH51-like. The annotation marks the transcript as partial. The record is from RefSeq and is a predicted model, not a curated record. Lineage: Eukaryota; Viridiplantae; Streptophyta; Magnoliopsida; Fabales; Fabaceae. Gene Ontology annotation, molecular function: DNA-binding transcription factor activity; protein dimerization activity. The transcript has 2 exons. Gene Ontology annotation, biological process: regulation of DNA-templated transcription.